Molecule: messenger RNA, 315 nt
Organism: Brenthis ino (lesser marbled fritillary)
Lineage: Eukaryota; Metazoa; Arthropoda; Insecta; Lepidoptera; Nymphalidae
Source: the annotation of a GenBank genome assembly
AUGGAUUUUACGCAUAACACCUGCAUACAUACAGGUGAUAAUGUGGAGCACCGGCAAGAAAAGCCACAGGACUCGAACCCAGGACCAUCGGAUGUACAGACUGUGGCUAACACGUGCAGCUGCGGAUCUGGAGGUCCUGGAUUCCAGUCCCAGGUUGGGCCUUUAGUUCAGUCUUUCUGUUUAAAAAGUCUCAGUAACAACUUGGAGUUGGAAAGUUUUGGAAAUUUUCUCCCCCGUGCCUCGGAAAGCACUUGUCGCGUCGAUCCUGCACCAGAUCUCUCAGUGGUCGUGUCAAAUUGUGUUCGCACCGGAGUA